AUGCAUGUUCUGGAUCCAAGAGGCUAUGAGAAGACAGAUGAUGUUUCAGAGAAAACUUCCCUAGCUGAUCAAGAGGAACUGAGAACUAUAUUCAUCAAUCAGCCCCAGCUAACCAAAUUCUGCAAUAAUCAUGUCAGCACUGCGAAGUACAACAUAAUCACAUUCCUGCCAAGGUUCCUUUAUUCCCAGUUCAGAAGAGCUGCUAAUGCAUUUUUUCUCUUUAUCGCAUUACUCCAGCAAAUACCAGAUGUAUCACCAACAGGCCGUUACACAACAUUGGUCCCUCUAUUAUUUAUUUUAGCUGUAGCUGCAGUGAAAGAGAUCAUAGAGGAUAUUAAAAGGCAUAAAGCUGAUAAUGCUGUGAACAAGAAACAAACUCAAGUACUACGAAAUGGUGCAUGGGAGAUCGUCCACUGGGAAAAGGUGGCAGUAGGGGAAGUAGUCAAAGUGACCAAUGGGGAACAUCUCCCAGCAGAUCUCAUCAGUCUGUCGUCAAGUGAACCACAAGCUAUGUGCUACAUCGAAACAUCUAACUUAGAUGGUGAGACAAACUUAAAAAUUCGACAGGGUUUGCCACUAACAUCAGACAUAAAGGACAUAGAAAGCUUGAUGACGCUUUCAGGCAGAAUUGAAUGUGAGAGCCCAAACAGACAUCUCUAUGACUUUGUUGGAAACAUCAGACUGGAUGGGCAUGGUACUGUUCCACUGGGAUCCGAUCAGAUUCUUCUACGAGGAGCUCAGUUGAGAAAUACUCAGUGGGUUCAUGGGAUAGUUGUCUAUACGGGACAUGACACAAAACUUAUGCAGAAUUCAACAAGUCCACCUCUUAAAAUGUCUAAUGUGGAACGAAUUACGAAUAUUCAGAUUUUAAUUCUGUUCUGCAUCCUUAUUGCCAUGUCUUUGGUCUGCUCUAUUGGUUCUGCUAUAUGGAAUCGAAGGCAUACUGGAAGAGACUGGUAUCUAGAUCUAAAUUAUGGUGGAGCAAGCAACUUUGGAUUGAAUUUCUUGACCUUUAUCAUUCUCUUCAAUAAUCUCAUCCCAAUCAGUUUGUUGGUUACACUUGAAGUUGUUAAAUUUAUCCAGGCAUAUUUCAUAAAUUGGGACAUUGACAUGCACUAUGAACCUACAGACACUGCUGCGAUGGCUCGUACUUCCAAUCUCAAUGAAGAGCUUGGACAGGUCAAAUACAUAUUUUCUGACAAAACGGGUACCCUGACAUGCAAUGUCAUGCAAUUUAAGAAGUGUACUGUAGCAGGAGUUGCUUAUGGCCAUUGCCCUGAGCCUGAGGAUUAUAGUGUUCCUUCAGAUGAUUGGCAGGGCUCACAAAAUGGAGAAGAAAAAACAUUUAGUGACUCAUCAUUACUGGAGAAUCUUCAAAGUAAUCAUCCAACAGCACCUAUAAUAUGUGAAUUUUUGACAAUGAUGGCAGUGUGUCACACAGCAGUUCCAGAAAGAGACGGCGAUAAAAUAAUAUAUCAAGCAGCAUCUCCAGAUGAAGGAGCAUUGGUCAGAGCAGCCAGGCACCUACGUUUUGUAUUCACUGGAAGGACACCUGACUCAGUAAUCAUAGAAUCUCUGGGACAGGAAGAGAGAUAUGAACUGCUAAAUGUCUUGGAAUUUACAAGCUCUAGGAAGAGAAUGUCAGUGAUAGUUCGCACACCAUCAGGAAAGUUAAGACUCUACUGCAAAGGAGCUGAUACUGUCAUUUAUGACCGUCUCGCUGAAACUUCAAAAUACAAAGAAAUCACCUUGAAACAUCUAGAGCAGUUUGCUACCGAAGGCUUAAGAACUCUGUGUUUUGCGGUAGCUGAGAUUUCAGAAAGCGAUUAUCAAGAAUGGUUGGAUGUCUAUCACCGUGCUUCUACAGCUAUACAGAACAGAGCACUCAAACUUGAGGAGAGCUAUGAACUGAUUGAAAAAAAUCUUCAGUUGCUUGGAGCAACAGCAAUUGAGGAUAAACUACAAGACAAAGUGCCUGAAACCAUAGAGACGCUCAUGAAAGCAGACAUAAAAAUUUGGAUACUUACUGGGGACAAACAAGAGACUGCGAUUAACAUCGGUCACUCCUGUAAACUUUUGAGAAAGAACAUGGGACUAAUUGUUAUAAAUGAAGGCUCUCUUGAU
Molecule: messenger RNA, 2124 nt
Organism: Eurypyga helias (sunbittern)
Lineage: Eukaryota; Metazoa; Chordata; Aves; Eurypygiformes; Eurypygidae
Gene: ATP8A1
Product: ATPase, aminophospholipid transporter (APLT), class I, type 8A, member 1
Exons: 24
Biological process (GO): phospholipid translocation
Cellular component (GO): plasma membrane
Molecular function (GO): ATPase-coupled intramembrane lipid carrier activity; ATP binding; ATP hydrolysis activity
Source: RefSeq, a predicted model, not a curated record